AUGACGUACACUUUUGAUGUCACCUACGACGAAGCAGAGCGGCCCCAACGACUGCAUAUCGCCUUGGAGCUUCCCCGCGAGUGCAAUCGCUUCUCAAGACAGCAACGCAUGCUCAAUGUUCGAGUUUCCAGCUGGAACUCUAGCCUCUCCCUUCUAUUUCGACGUCGCAGCGCCGCCUACAUCGCACCCAUACCUCAUUUUCUGCCCCAGAAUGGCACCACCUUACGUGUCCUGGUACAGAACACGACAACGCAGCUUCCCUGUCCACUGAGCUCAGCGAGGGCUACACUCAUAAUCAACUACCCGGAGUGUACAGCCGCAGAACAGUCUACUCGCCCGCGACGUAGCCACUCAAGGACCUCCAGGGCGAAGCAACACGCAGGACAUCUUUCUGGAGCGACUCCUAGGUGGCGUUCAGCCGGUCGGAAAUCGUUUCCCAGUGCAUGCUCCCUGAGACCCCUCUACGUUGACUUACAAGAAAUUGGAUGGGGUGAUUGGGUGAUCGCACCUCGAGGGUUCUUCGCCCAACAGUGCACAGGCAGGUGUACAUUUCCUAUGAGUGAUCGGGAUAUGACAUCCCACUCAGCAAUACAAUCGCUCCUGCACAACGUGAUCCCCGACGUGCCACCUGCAUGCUGCGUUCCCGUCAAACACAAGUCGCUCAGCAUGCUCUUCUUCGACUCCCGAGGACACAUAGUGCUCAAGAAGAUUACCAACAUGAUAGCGACCUCUUGUGGCUGCCGCUAA
This is a messenger RNA of Ornithodoros turicata, 747 nucleotides long. RefSeq names its product bone morphogenetic protein 2-A-like. The transcript has a single exon. Gene Ontology annotation, cellular component: extracellular region. The coding region runs from base 1 to 747 and encodes 248 amino acids. Gene Ontology annotation, molecular function: growth factor activity; cytokine activity. The record is from RefSeq and is a predicted model, not a curated record. Lineage: Eukaryota; Metazoa; Arthropoda; Arachnida; Ixodida; Argasidae.